This is a messenger RNA of Paramecium octaurelia, 1526 nucleotides long. The record is from the annotation of a GenBank genome assembly. NCBI's taxonomy places the organism in Eukaryota, Ciliophora, Oligohymenophorea, Peniculida, Parameciidae.
AUGUUUUUUGGAUAUAAUUCAGCUCCUAAUUCUAACGUUUCUUAGACUUAAAGCAUUCUCCACGAAUCAUAAGUACUUUCGUUAUAGAGGGAGAGUGAGAACUACAUUAGAAAAGUGGAGCAAGAUAAAAAACAUCAUUACAAUAUUGAGGAAACUUGGGUGUCAACCAAAAAGGAAUGGUAACAAAAGAAGGAAUAAAUAAAAAAAGUAUUGUCAUACUAAAUAAUUCUAGAUAUAACACGAUUAAACUUUGCCAGCUGCUAAGCAAUAAUUAAAUAAAAUAAAAAAUUUAUAAAAUGCUUUAGAAUAAUCAAUACUUAAAUACAAUGAAUCAUAAACCCAUAAUUUUGAAUUGAAAAAAUAGAUCAAUAUGUUGAGAAAGGAAAGACAUUAAUACAUAAAUAUUCAUCAAGAUUUACAAGAAGAAUUAUUGAAUAUAGAAAAUGAAACUGUCGCAAAUGAAGUUUUUCGAAAUUCAAACGAACUAUAAGCUCAGAAAAAGAAGGAAACUAUAGCUGAAAUGAAGAAAAAAAAUGAUUAAGAAAAAGAAAAGUAUGUGGAGUAAUUCGACAGAUUGAAAAAGGAAGUUAUGGAAGAGAAGAAAAAGCACGAUUUAGAUAACUUGGGAUAAAGAAAAGAGAAGGCAGCCAAUAUUGACACAGCUUCUACUUUGAAGCUUAGAUUAAAAAAGUUGAUUUCUAAUAACAAGGAAAAAGUUAAAUUGAUUGAUACAUAUUGGAAAAAUAUGAAAGUCAUUGAAGAUGCAUUCAAUCAAAUAAAAGAAGCCUCAGGUAUUCAAGACAUUGAAGAAAUCAUGAAUACAUUUAUAAAAAGCGAAGAAUAAAACUAUUCUCUUUAUAAUUAUGUAGACAUCUUAUCAUAAUAAAUUGAUCAAUUGCAAGAUUAAAACCAAGAUUUAAAAAAAAAAAUAGAUUCUCAAAGAGUAGAAAAUGAAAGCAAGAAGAGAUUGCUUAUGGCAACACCAUAGGCUGAAAGACACAGAAAAAAAAAUGAAUUGAUCAUUAAGAAAAGAUAGGAAGAAAUAAACACUCUCAGAAAACAAAUGGAGGAAAUUGCACCUACUCUAAAAGAUGCUUUAAUCGAAUUAUCUUAGACAUAAUUGGUAAUUCAUAUUUUUAUCUCAUUAAGGCAUCUGAUCCAACUGCACAUUUAGAUUAUAAAUUAUCUUUUAAUCUCAACGAAAGUUCUUUAGAAAAAUAUUUAUAAGAUCUUGAAAGAUUCAUUGAUCUUGCUGUUGCUAAGUACAAAAAUUGUAUACAUAUUUUAGAGAAAAAAUUGUAUUAAACUAAAGCAUUGCUCAAAGUACUUUACUUUUAGAUGAAAUUCCACUCAAAGAGUUUAAAGGAUCCAAUAAAUAAUUUAAUGAUGACGAAUUGUUAAAAUAAGAAUCAUAAUAACAGCAAUAUAAUAAAUUAUUAACCUAAAAAGCACUCAGAGAAAUGGCUUUGGAGAGUCUAAAGAAAAAAAAAUGAAUAUUUUCAUAUAAUCAUUAAAUUUAAUAUUAC